Molecule: messenger RNA, 375 nt
Organism: Symbiodinium pilosum
Lineage: Eukaryota; Dinophyceae; Suessiales; Symbiodiniaceae
Source: the annotation of a GenBank genome assembly
AUGGACAGUUUGGUGCUCUUCGUGGCCCUCACCCCUGGCCAGUUUCAAGAGUUCCAGGAGAAGGGCUCCUGCAAGCCAGACCAGUUCAGUGGCAGAUUUGGACUGAGGAAGACUGCAGAAGAGGCCAUCGAGAGGUCCCAUUACUUCAUGAAUUGGACCUCGUGGACUUCCUUUGAAAACAUGUAUGACAAGAAAGACUUCGUGCUGCUGAAGAUCACGAUUACGGCCCGGGGUUUCCUGACACUGAUGGAGCAAGACAUCCUGGUUCGCAGAAAGCCCAAUCAGUAUCAACUACAUGGAGACUUGCAGGAACAAGUCAUGGAGGGCGAAAGUUUGCUGUUUCAAGUUGACAAAGAAGCCUUCACAGUCAGCUAG